GGGUACUGCCUCUCAUACAUCACAGUGUGGGUGUGUGUGACCUAAGAAGUCAAACAGGUUUGACCAAUCUUGUUUAAUAUGGCUCCCAACAGGAGGUAAGCCGAUGCCACCUCAGAGCUUUGAACUUGUUCACUUAUUUCUGCGUGUGUAGCAAAAUAUUCGGCGGUACUGUUGAUCAUUUAAACCAGAAAAGACGAGACAGAGACAGAAAGGAAGCAGGUAUGCCACAACAAGCCGCGACAUGACCGACGUUCAUGACUUCAUUUGGUGAGGAAAGGUGUGUGUGUGUGACUGAGCGUUGUGAAAGAGACAGAGGCGUCAUGGUACAAAGGCAUGUGAGUUAGUAAUGGACUUAUCUUUGUUAAAGAAGAUUUUAUUUUUGGAUUUUUUAUUUUUUUAUUUUUGCGUCUUGCGUGCGCAAAAGUGUCCUUCUCCUGGGGCGAUGCCGGUGGCGCUGUGGCGCGCAGGACUGCUGCUCUGCUUCCUCAGUUUCUGCGCCGGUCUGGAGGAAGAGUGCGUCCUUGGUGUACUUGGACGGCCGGUCAUCCUGCCCUGCUUGUACCCUAAAUUAUUAAGCUUUGUGAAUUUUACCAUUGAGUGGAGGAGAGGCGAUGAAGUGGUGCUCAGAUCAGUGUGGGAGCUGAAUAAAAAAGUGGAGGAGCUGAGCGUUAACAGCGCCACAAUCUCAUCUGAUGCCGCAAUGACUGGAAACUUCUCUCUGGAGAUGCCCACAGUUGAUCUUCAAGAGUACAAAAUGAAUUACAGUCUGUUCAUCAUUUCAGAGGAGGACCACAAAGCUGCGCUGUGCACAGCGUGCCUCAUGUUAGCAGCCAGUUUCAGCUCCCCGCUGCUGCAGAGGGAAGAAGCAGCUCAUGGAGGUGAGACGGCCUUCCUCUGUCACUCCACUGGUGGUUUUCCUGAACCGGCCGUCCACUGGCUCAUCAACCACACCGAGGAACCUCCAGAAGGCUCGGUGAGAACCCAGGCAGCAUCACUUCCAGACUCCCAUCUGUACAACAUCACCAGCCACCUGAUGGUCAACAUUUCCAAAGACUCCAUCGUGUCGUGCACCAUCGAGAACCUGCCCAUGAACGAAACCAUGACAUCCACAAGCUAUGGAACACAGGGCAGCCCGGUGGCGGGUCGAGCAUCAGAGGCCAUGUGGAUCUUCAGCACGGCUCUCAGUGCGGUGGUUGGCGUCAUGGUGGUGGCAGGAGUCGCGUACCAGAUUCACCUGGACAGGAUAAGUAAGAGGAAGAAGAAAGAAUUCCAAGCGUCCACCAGAGGAUACAAGAGGAGAUAUCCAAACACGGAGGAGUCAGAGGCGAUCACAACGCAGUCGAUGGAGACUGACGUGUAAAAACUGCUAAAUUUCCACUUUUGUUGACUUGAGACAAGCCGAGCACUGAUUUGUAAAUAUGUAUUUGUUGUGACCACUUCAAUAUUCAACAUACUGUACAGUUACCGUAACAUGUGACCUGUAUGUUGUAUAUACUUGACUUCUGUUUGUCACAGGGUAGAAUUGUUUUAAGCUUUAAUAAAGAUGUCCGAACCCA
Larimichthys crocea (large yellow croaker) is the source of this 1556-nucleotide messenger RNA. RefSeq names its product butyrophilin-like protein 2. The transcript is spliced from 5 exons. Gene Ontology annotation, molecular function: signaling receptor binding. Gene Ontology annotation, cellular component: external side of plasma membrane. Gene Ontology annotation, biological process: regulation of cytokine production; T cell receptor signaling pathway. Bases 347 to 1360 code for a protein of 337 amino acids. NCBI's taxonomy places the organism in Eukaryota, Metazoa, Chordata, Actinopteri, Sciaenidae. The record is from RefSeq and is a predicted model, not a curated record.